GGUUUCAAUAGCGUAAAUUUGCAAUUAUAAAUUUUGCAUUCCGAUCAAAAGCUCUGUCUAUCAAUUUCUGUUAAAACCCGUCUCUGUUUGAUAUAAACUCCCAUGGAAGACAAUGGAUACUAUUCAUUCGACGAUGUGGAAGCGGGAAGCAAGACGGCGGAAAUACAAUCCCAGAAGCGGCAGCGCCGUCGCAGAUUGAGGUGGUGGAAUAAGAUCCGAGGAAUCGGCGCCCUGAAAAUGCUCCGGGAAUGGAGGACCUUCAUUCGCCGGAUAAAGAGAACCGGAAGCAGAGGGCAGCGAGAAAGUUUCCGGUACGAUCCUCAGAGCUACUCACUGAACUUCGAUCAAGGGCCGGAGCAAAACGGCCGGAACUUGGAGGGGGAAAAUGAGUACGGCUACCAGAACUUCUCCGCUAGAUACGCGUCGAUUCCGGCGUCCGGCAAAGAUGGGCCCAGGUUCAUGUGAGUGCGCGGCGUUCUCUAUCUUGCGCCGUUGUUGAGAUAUCUGCGGCAGGGGUGGUAUAGCGCAUGACUUGGUAUGCAGGGUCAACUGCACAGUUAGUUUAACACGAUUUACUUCACUAAUUUUCUUUUUUUCAUACUAGUAGAUAAAAUAAUUGCCGUAGAAUUUUCCUUAAUAAAAUAGUUUUUGCUUUACUAUCCUCCGUUUAAAUGACAACAUGUUGAAUUUUAC
Messenger RNA from Cuscuta europaea, 693 nucleotides. Lineage: Eukaryota; Viridiplantae; Streptophyta; Magnoliopsida; Solanales; Convolvulaceae. The record is from the annotation of a GenBank genome assembly.